Molecule: messenger RNA, 1221 nt
Organism: Eurytemora carolleeae
Lineage: Eukaryota; Metazoa; Arthropoda; Copepoda; Calanoida; Temoridae
Exons: 7
Coding region: 50-799 (249 amino acids)
Source: RefSeq, a predicted model, not a curated record
UCAGGCAUCAUUAUCAGCCGGAUUUCUGGGUAGAAAAGUUCUGGUUAUUAUGGGAAAAGGAAGAUGGAACGGGUUCCCUGACACCUUCCACCGUCUCCCUGGUCCUACUCCGACUACAGUUGACCGGAUCAAGUUCCUGUAUCCAGGAAGUGUCCAGGAUAUAGUUGAUCAUCUACUAGACCUGGAGGAAUUCUUGAUCCCGGACACAAUCAUUAUCCAGCACUUCCAACAACUCAUGCACACAGAAGAGGGAGAGCAAGAUGGGUCACCAGAUUCGGCCAUUUUAAGUUUGGUGAAAUUCGCCGCGUUCAUUUCCGAAUAUUUUGCGGCAAACCCAACUCCUUAUAAGUCUAAAACAGUAUUAUCAGAAAAUGAAGACGACCACGAGAAAGAAAUCUUUAAAACUCCAGACUCUAAAGGAAGUCAAAUAGAAUAUUCAAAAGAAAAAGAAAACUUUGAAUCAACAGAAGACGAUCAAGUAGUAUAUGACGAAAGGAAACAGACCAGGGAAACAAUAGACCAGGAUCCCGAAGUUGGAAAAGAAGGAUCCACUCUACCAGACCUCAGGAACCUCAGUUACAGACUUCCUCAGUUGUUAUGCUUCGCUGAACUACCUAACCUUACUCCUCUCCUUGCUGACUCACUCAGGAACUGGUGGCGGGAAGUUUGGUUUCUGGAACAGACAUUAGACGCCUUUCAAGUUUCAUCUACCAGUAAUAUUGGCACAGUGGAUAUAUGCUAUACUCACACUAAUCAAUAUUAUCUCAAGAAUAUCAAGACCACACCACAAGAUAAAUAAAUAGUGGCACAGUGGAUAUAUGCUAUACUCACACUAAUCAAUAUUAUCUCAAGAAUAUCAAGACCACACCACAAGAUAAAUAAAUAGUGGCACAGUGGAUAUAUGCUAUACUCACACUAAUCAAUAUUAUCUCAAGAAUAUCAAGACCACACCACAAGAUAAAUAAAUAUUGGCACAGUGGAUACAGCCAGUAGAUAUUUAUAUGUCAUUUUGACGAUUAAACUGCGAAAUUUUCUUGUAAUGAAUUUAAUAAUUAAGUACUCUUAUAAUCGAAAUUUUAUGGUAAACUACUAAUUUUUUCCGAUGAAAAAAAAAAGUUCGUGACUGGCUGUGAUUUCUGACUGAAACAAUUACUAAUCAAGUUAAACUGUGAUAAAAGUUAAAGCAUUAACAUGUAAAUUAUAUCUUUUUUAAAAAUUUCA